AUGGCUCGCUCGAGGCACAACAGUCCCGCGGGGGACGAUGCAGACGAUGGCGCGAACGCUCUCUUCACCAUCACAGGCCGUCCAGUCUACUUUUACUUGUACGGGACGAACGAGCCGACCGCGCCGGGGGCACUUACAGAGGGACAGCGUGAGCAUCUGAAAGGAUUGAUUACGAAAAACGGCGGCUUCAUAUGCAAGUCCGAGGCAGACGCGGACACGAUCAUCGUAAAUCCUGUGCAGGUUAAAGCUCUCAAGGACAAGUACGACUUUGAGCACAACAUCUACGUCGAACCCCCAUCCUUUGUGGAGCUCUGUAUUCACAGGGGCGUCUACACACACGACAGAGUCCUGAAGAAGCCUCUAGGUGGCCGGCCUCCCAAAGGCGCCCGCACACCAUUUACUGAUGAGGAUGACCAGCACCUCUGUGAAUUCCUCGCCCGCCGCAUACCCGACAAGGAGGCCGGAGGCCGUAACGGGCGGAACACCUACAUAGAGCUCGUUGAGAAGGCGCAAUACGCCGGGCUGGGCUACGAAUGGGCCGCGCGGCACACCUGGGAGUCUUGGAAGGAAAGAUAUAAGAAGAGGUUUGAGAUUAUGGAUCCCAUCAUUGACGAGAUCGUGAGGCAAAAUCCCCCUCCUGCGGACGGCAAGGGUGUGCGGCCGUACGACAGACGGGUGAACGGCCAGGGUCAGUUCGCGCUGCUGAACAAGCAGGCCCUGAUGGAGGAGGAAGAAGAAGAGGACGAGGACGUGUUUGAGAUUGAAACCGGUCCCGAGCAUGAUGCACACGAGGAAGCGGGCGAGUCCCAGCAAGAACUGCCUCAAGAAGGGGAUGAGGAGGAGGACCACCGGCCUGGCCCCGAGGACGCCGGUCCUUCUGGGACACAGCGCACGCCGUCCGCCAGCCCUCCACCAGCGCCCAAACAGAAGCAGAAGCAGGCAGCCCAAUCCUCUCGCGCCCGGCCCCCGCCACGCGCACCUAACGGCGGUCUCGCCGCAGCCGCACGCCUCGCACAGAGAGCUCUAACGCAGGAGGCCCCCGCGAGCUCUCAAGCCACGCUCGUCGGGCCCGUGCCCUCCCAGAUGCGCGGCGCGAGCGGGGCAGCAAAGCUCCCUCCUAGGCGCCCCAGGGAAGCCUCUGUUGAGCGCGAGGAGGCCCAUGCGCCCACGGAGAAGCCCGUGGCUAAGCGUCGCAAGAUUCACAAGGCGCCCGAGCCGCCCGUCGUGCAAGUGCCGCCGAUGAGGGAGGGCGGCCGGGGUUCGCGCGUCGCGUCUCAGGCUGCGCGGAAGACGGCGGACCAGCCGCGCAAGGUGCCUAGCGUCGUCCCGGCGCCCCGUCGCCAGCCCGUCCGGCCGCCCUCUCCAGUCGUACAGGAAGAAGAUGAAGAUGAAGAAGACGUGGAUGGCGACGACGACGAGAUGGAAGACGAAGGCGUCGUAGCAGGCGGCAGCGACGAACAGGACGUCGAGGAGCUCCUCCAAGCCCAGAGCGCCGAGACCAGCCGGCAAUUCUCGCCACCCGUGGCGGGUCCAUCUGGCGCGUCGGCGAGCGACGAUAUGGACAGCGACGACCAAGUCGCCCUCCAGAAGCUCAAUCCCGACCGGCGCGCGAGCAUGAGCGACGAGGAUGAUGACGACGUGGCGUACGCGAACUCACUCGACCUCACGGUCCCGUCGCGCUCGCGCAACGCCUCCGCGCGCCACGCCACGGCCUCCCGCUCUCCACAGGCGCCAGUCACCCCUGCGCGGCCAGUGCGGCGGGGUACGGACGAAUCGACGGAGUCGGAGGCGGCCGUGCCGUUGGCCGGGACGCGGGCGAGCGAGACGGUGCGGCGGGCGAGGGAGAGCGCCAAGCGGGAGCCGUACUUGCCUCCGCCUGGGACCAGGGCUGCGAUUGUGGCGGCCAUCCCGGCACCUGUCAGUGGGAAGGUUUUGCGCUCGCGCAAGAUUCCUACUCGUGCGUAA
Molecule: messenger RNA, 1965 nt
Organism: Trametes versicolor FP-101664 SS1
Lineage: Eukaryota; Fungi; Basidiomycota; Agaricomycetes; Polyporales; Polyporaceae
Exons: 5
Coding region: 1-1965 (654 amino acids)
Source: RefSeq, a predicted model, not a curated record